AUGCACGCGCCAUGCGACGAGUCGGUGCGCCCGGUGUUGCGCGCCGCCGCCGCCGCGGGCGGGCGCUUCAUCAACGGCGGUCGCACCAACGAUUGCGUGGGGCCCGGGGGCGGGGGCGGGUGGCCCCGCUGGUGGAGCGAAGCAGGAGAGCCCAACAACCGAGCGGCAGCGCCCCCCCAACGGCGCGCGCCGGCGAGCCGCCGCGAGAGCCCCGCGUCGGGCCCCGCCUCCGC
This is a messenger RNA of Monoraphidium neglectum, 233 nucleotides long. RefSeq lists its product as hypothetical. The transcript has a single exon. Lineage: Eukaryota; Viridiplantae; Chlorophyta; Chlorophyceae; Sphaeropleales; Selenastraceae. The record is from RefSeq and is a predicted model, not a curated record. The annotation marks the transcript as partial.